AUGGCCGUGCUCAACCCGACCGUCCGACCGCUGGAGCCCCCGGCGGGCUCCAAGAUUGACUUUGGUGCUCAGAUCGAUAGCAUCGAUCUGGAGACGUUGACUGACGAGCAGUUUGCCACCGUUCGCGACGCGCUGUAUCGUCAUCACGUCAUCGUGUUCAAGAACCAGCACAAGCUCUCCCCCAAAGCGCAAUACGAGCUAACUAAGCGUUUCGACCCCGCGGCAGAGAGCUAUGGCCACGGCAAGACGAUUGACGCCAAGCGAAGCAUCCUCCAUCCCGAUCUGAAAACCAUUCCCCACCAGCCACAAGUGCAAGUGAUCGGAAAUGGCUUCGUUCCUUCGUACGAAGGGCUGGAGAAUAUCCAGCUGAAACAUCCCCAUCACCGAACUUUUCACAAGGACCACAUUCCUGACGACAAAGAUUACGACUUCACGCGAUUCUAUCGCUGGCACAUUGAUGCGGCCCUCUAUGAUCUAUAUCCGCCCCAGGUGACAACGCUGUUGGCGGUCAAUGUACCAAAGGGUCGCCACCAGACACUUCUGUAUGAUGAUGGAACCGACGAGACCAUGGAUGUCCCGCUCGGCACGACCGCUUUCGUUAGCGGCCAGCAGAUGUACGAGGGUCUAUCGCCAGAGGACCAGGAGUUUGUACGGACGAGCAAGAUUGAAUAUGCACCUCACCCCUAUAUCUGGAUGAGCCCUGCCCACUCAAGGUCCACUGGCCUCGGUCUGCAUUCAGAAGGACUCGAGUUACCCGAGUCAGAACUGCCUCCCAUUGACAAGGAGAAGAUCAUGAUUCUUCCCAUGCUUUGGAAAAACCCUGUUACCGGUAAACUGGCGAUGCAGGUGCACCCGUCCGCCAUCCGCCGGAUUCAUUGCGCCGACGGCACCGUGAUUGAUGACCUGGAGCGCGUGCGUGAAAUCAUCUACAAGUUGCAGAGGCCGGCGAUCAGCCCCCAAUAUGUGUAUCCGCAUGACUGGGAGAACGGUGAUCUGGUGCUCUUCAACAACCGAGGUGUGUUGCAUUCUGUCGUGGGCGCCUUUAAGCCGGAUGAGGUGCGCCUAUUCCGCCAGUGCAACCUGGCUGCCUCAGAGCCUCCUGUGGGACCUUGA
Messenger RNA from Penicillium maclennaniae, 1113 nucleotides. RefSeq names its product TauD/TfdA dioxygenase family protein. The coding region runs from base 1 to 1113 and encodes 370 amino acids. The transcript has 3 exons. NCBI's taxonomy places the organism in Eukaryota, Fungi, Ascomycota, Eurotiomycetes, Eurotiales, Aspergillaceae. Gene Ontology annotation, molecular function: oxidoreductase activity. The record is from RefSeq and is a predicted model, not a curated record.